Messenger RNA from Manacus vitellinus (golden-collared manakin), 3010 nucleotides. It is a transcript of the gene CDH17, whose product is annotated as cadherin 17. NCBI's taxonomy places the organism in Eukaryota, Metazoa, Chordata, Aves, Passeriformes, Pipridae. Gene Ontology annotation, cellular component: plasma membrane; adherens junction; catenin complex. Gene Ontology annotation, biological process: adherens junction organization; cell-cell junction assembly; homophilic cell-cell adhesion. Bases 136 to 2637 code for a protein of 833 amino acids. The transcript has 18 exons. Gene Ontology annotation, molecular function: cadherin binding; calcium ion binding. The record is from RefSeq and is a predicted model, not a curated record.
AUAAACUGUGUGGAUAAGCACAGACAGACACUGCCAACCUGUGCAAAGGUGAUUCCCACAGCUGAAAGAAAGAAGCAUUUUUAGAACAAAAUAAGCUUUUCAUGUCGCAGGACCUGAAGCAAAGCAUAUUCCAGUAUGCUUAAGCUGUGUGUACUUCAAUUUCUGCUUGUCAUUCACUCGGCUAUGUGCCUUAAUCUGGGGGACCUGCAUGUAACUGGGCCUCUGAAGGACAUGAAUUUCUCUAUUCCAGAAGGAGGGGGUGUGCGCAUCCUUUACCAGUUCACAUCUGAGCCACCUGCUGUGACAUUCAGAUUGUCUGGUGAUAAAGAUGGAAUAAUAGACAUUGCGCCGGAGAAGGGCAUCCUGUAUCUCAAUGGGUCUCUGGAUUGGGAGACCAAACCCGUGCACUGGCUGCAGGUGGAAAGUCUGGAUGUAAAUGGAAAUGUAGUGAAAGGUCCAUAUGCUGUUACAAUAUAUGUGGAGGACAUCAAUGACAACCCACCAGAAUUUGACCAGAUAACAUAUACUGGAGUAGUGAGGCAGAACUCUCGUCCAGGCAAACCCUUCAUGUAUGUCCAUGCCACUGACCGCGAUGAUCCUGCAACUCCCCAUGCACAGCUGACGUACAGCAUUCUCCAUCACUUUCCCAACCCUUAUAAAGAAAUGCUUUUCCAGAUCGAUAAUGUAACAGGAGCCAUCUCACCGAGUAGGACAGGCUCUUAUUACUUAGAUCCUCAAAAGCAGGACACCUUCACACUUGUUGUUUCCGUGAAGGACAUGGCAGGAAUGUCAACAAAUGCUUUCACCAGCAGUGCCGAUGUGAUCAUCCAUGUGAAGGAUAGCCUGUGGAAAGCUCCCCCCACCAUCCGCAUCCAGGAAAACUCAACCCAGGUCCAUCCUGUCAACAUCAGCCAGGUGCAGUCAAAUGAGGCAAAUGUAACUUAUGACAUUUUUGAAAAAGAAAAGCUGCCCAGGCUCCCAUUUUCCAUCAGUCAGGAUGGGGUUAUUUAUGUGACCAAGCCAUUGGACAGGGAAGAAAAGGAUACUUAUACAUUCUUUGUGGUUGCAAAAGAUAACCAGGGAGAACUGACGGACAAACCUUUGCAAAUUCAUGUUAUUGUGGAAGACAUUAAUGACAAUCCCCCUGUGUGCAAGCAGGCCCUCACUGUAAUUGAAGUUCAAGAAAAUGAAGUUGGAGGAAGCAAUAUUGGCACCCUGUUUGCUACAGACAUGGAUGAGGAGAACACCCUUAACUCUCGCCUGCGGUUCAAAAUCAAAAGUCAGGUUCCUGAAGUUCCCACAAGCAAUUUGUUCUAUAUUCAGCAAGACACCGGGGUUUUGCAGUUGACUGGUCGUUCCUUAAGCAAGUUCUAUGCAUCCAACUAUUCGUUGGAGGUGCUGGUGACAGAUGGAGCAUUUGAAACAAUCUGUGACGUGGAAGUACAUGUCAUUGACAUCAAUGAUCAAAUUCCCAUCUUUGAAAAAUCAGAUUAUCACAACGUGACCAUUGCAGAAAGUGUCCCAGUAGGAACUGUGAUAUUAGAAAUUCAAGCUCACGACGGAGAUGAGCCUGACACAGGGAGCUCCCUCAUCAUCUACCAAGUGAAGGAAGGAGAUCCAAACAACACGUUCAUUAUAGACACAGAUGCUAAAACAAACCGAGGGUUCAUCAAGAUUAACAAGGCUCUUGAUUUUGAAACACAGCCAGUGUACAACCUGGUGAUCAAUGCCACAAACCCCGAACCGCUGGUGCCAGGAGUACAGUACAACUCAAGUUCCCUUACCUUGUUUAAAGUUUUCUUAACAAAUGAGGAUGAGCCACCUGUUUUCCUCAAGCCAGUUUACAAAGAAGAAGUGUCUGAAGAUGUUCCUGUCAAUACCCUGGUCACGACUGUGGAGGCCUAUGAUCCUGAGGGGGAUUCUGUACGAUACUCCUUAGAAGGUGAUGUGAAGAAAUGGCUGAGAAUUAAUUCAAUCACUGGGCAGGUAUACACUGCUUCCCGUUUGGAUCGAGAAGAAACAGAAAUGUACACAAUAGAUGUUGUUGCAACAGAGCUGAAUAACGCAGCUCAGAAAUCCAGAACAUCCUUGAUUCUCCACUUACAGGAUGUGAAUGACAACCUUCCAUAUUUAGUUAAGGAUAAUCCUGCUUUCUUCUGCUACCCGGUCAGGGGAGGAGAGAGAACUCUGAUUCAAGCUACUGAUGCUGAUGAACAGUGGUUUUAUUCAAAAUUUACAUUUUCCCUUGCGGAUGAUAUUAAUACAAGAAAUAAUUGGGAAAUCUCAAAAGUCAAUGCUACUCAUGCUUACCUCUCUCCAAAACAUCCUAACUUUGAAGAGAAGAUUUAUAACGUUCCAAUAAUACUUAAUGACAAUGGAAAACCAGCUUUGGAAAACAAGGUGCAUCUUAAAGUAAACAUCUGCAAGUGUUCAAGUGAAAAGUCGUGCUUUGUGGAAGUAGAGCGUCAGCACUCCUUGCCAACUGCUGGGCAGGCAAUUGGGAUUCUAAUUGCUGUCCUGCUCAUCAUUGGUGCCAUUUUAGGGGGUGCAUUUUUCCACAUAAAAUACAAACAGAAAAAUGAAAAGAGCCAUCACAAAGAUGCAACAGAUAGUGCUGAACUCAACAGACUGACUUAAAGACUGUUUCAUCAAGUGACAAAAUGUGGCAAAAAUGCCCUUUGGGUUGUGAGUAAGUGAACUUUGCAGCUCCCAAAGCCCAGAAGUCUACUAUCACAAACUGAGGAUAAAAACAUGUUAAAGCAGACUCCCAGGGGUUUGGCCUCACUUUUGUAUGUCAUACUAUUCAGUCACAAAACAAAAAACAUACAUGGUCUUCAGCAGCAGCCACUAUAAGCAUAUCAGCUUUGACUGAAGUGUUAACACUAAAUGCUGAGCUCCUGCAAGGAUCAAAACAUGGGACAAUCCUUCUUUGUUUGACAACUGAAGUAAAUAUGGACUUUACAGAGGACUACAUUUUAUUGACCUGCACAUACUUGUCUCUUUCCAUCUC